Paraglomus occultum is the source of this 163-nucleotide messenger RNA. The record is from the annotation of a GenBank genome assembly. Lineage: Eukaryota; Fungi; Glomeromycota; Glomeromycetes; Paraglomerales; Paraglomeraceae.
UGUAACCGUCAUCGGAUCGUACGAGUCGGCUGAUAUAUACGGUUUUAUUAGAAGUGGUAAAUGGUACGUCGACUCCGUUAGGCUUACUUCUGCACUGAUAUUUCCAACCAAAGAAAUGAUGGGUUUGGAAACAAGAAUUUGGUCUUCGUGUAAGGCGAGAUGA